UUUAGUCAUAUAGGACUGCUUCAAAUUCCUUCUCGUAACACACACACACACACACAUAUAUAUAUAUAUAAAUGUCCAUGCCAACUCUAUCUUCUUCAAUAAACGUCCUUCUCUAGCAGCUAGGCUAGCUCAUCAGUAAUGGCAAAUCACCUUCUGGCCUGUGCUCUUCUCGUCAUCCUAGGCAUCAUGCCAUGCACAGCAACCGUGUACACCGUCGGCGGCACCUCCGGCUGGGACAUCAGCACCGACCUCGACACCUGGGCCCAGGACAAACGCUUCGUCGUCGGCGAUGUUCUACUGUUCCAGUAUUCGGCGCCGGAAACCGUGAACGAGGUGUCGAAAGAGAGCUACGACGGCUGCAAUACCACCAGGGUGAUACAGACUUCCAGCAACAGCGGCAACACGACGGUCACUCUGAGCAAGCCGGGGGACAGGUACUUCGUCAGCGGCAACAGGCUCUACUGCCUCGGGGGGAUGAAGCUUCACGUCCACGUGGAUGGUAACAGCGCAGCGGCCACGGCGGCCCCUGCCCAGGCCCCGCAGGCGGAGGCCGGAGGCAAUCUCCCUAGGUCGCCUUCUUCUAAGAGCAACAACCCGACCUCUGUUGUUCCCAGUUCGGCGGCGGCGGUGAUUGGCCACGGCGGAGUGGGUAUUCUGGCGUUGGGUUGUGUGGGCUACGGGAUUGCUGCUCUCUUUUUGAGUGUUUGAUCAACUUGAGAAAAUGUAAUUUUCCAUG
Messenger RNA from Diospyros lotus (date-plum), 736 nucleotides. RefSeq names its product blue copper protein-like. Gene Ontology annotation, molecular function: electron transfer activity. The record is from RefSeq and is a predicted model, not a curated record. Gene Ontology annotation, cellular component: plasma membrane. The coding region runs from base 139 to 708 and encodes 189 amino acids. The transcript has 2 exons. Lineage: Eukaryota; Viridiplantae; Streptophyta; Magnoliopsida; Ericales; Ebenaceae.